Molecule: messenger RNA, 1113 nt
Organism: Lathyrus oleraceus (garden pea)
Lineage: Eukaryota; Viridiplantae; Streptophyta; Magnoliopsida; Fabales; Fabaceae
Product: DNA repair endonuclease UVH1-like
Exons: 3
Coding region: 1-1113 (370 amino acids)
Biological process (GO): resolution of meiotic recombination intermediates; nucleotide-excision repair involved in interstrand cross-link repair; double-strand break repair via homologous recombination
Cellular component (GO): nucleotide-excision repair factor 1 complex
Molecular function (GO): single-stranded DNA binding; damaged DNA binding; single-stranded DNA endonuclease activity
Source: RefSeq, a predicted model, not a curated record
AUGGAACAACCUCUCAAACUGACUCCAUGUUUGAACAGAGUGUGGAGUCUUCAAUUCCACGAACACAUAAUCACAGAGCUUCUCGAAGACACCAAUGGCGGUCUCGUCAUUCUCUCUUCAGGUCUCUCUCUAUCGAAACUCAUUUCAUCUUUUCUCCUUCUUCACUCCACUUCUCAGGCAACACUUCUCAUUCUAUCUCCUUCCUCCGCCACUCUCAAAUCCAAAAUCAAUUUCCAUCUCAAAACCCUAAACCCCCAAUUCUACCAAGUCCCCGUCGAAAUCACCGCCGACCUCCCCGUUAACCACCGCCACUCCCUCUACUCUUCCGGCUCCGUCUGUUUCAUUACCCCUAGAAUCCUCAUCGUUGAUCUUCUCACUAAUAAACUACCUGCCUCAAUUAUCUCCGGACUCAUCAUCCUCAACGCUCAUUCCGUUUCGGAGACUUCCACUGAAGCUUUUAUUGUUAGGAUUUUUCGUUCUCUCAAUCGAAGUGCGUUUGUUCGUGUUUUCUCCGAUAGGCCACAAGCGAUGGUUUCGGGUUUUGCGAAGGCGGAGAGAACUAUGAAGUGUUUGCAUAUUCGUAAGCUGCAUCUUUGGCCGAGAUUUCAGGUUUAUGUUUCGCAGGAGCUUGAGCAGGACCCGCCGGAUGUUGUCGAUAUUAGGGUUCCGAUGAGUAAGUACAUGAUGGGGAUUCAGAAGGCUAUUGUUGAAGUUAUGGGUGCGUGCUUGAAGGAGAUGAGGAAGACGAAUAAGGUUGAUGUGGAGGAUUUGACUGUGGAGAAUGGGUUGUUCAAGUCGUUUGAUGAGAUUGUCAGGAGACAGUUGGAUCCAAUUUGGCAUACUUUGGGGAAACAGACUAAGCAACUCGUCUCUGAUCUCAAGACCUUGAGGAAAUUGUUGGAUUAUCUAGUCAGGUAUGAUGCGGUGACUUACUUGAAAUAUUUGGAUACACUUAGAGUGUCGGAGAGUUUUCGAUCUGUUUGGAUUUUUGCAGAGGCGAGCUAUAAGAGUGUCGGAGAGUUUUCGAUCUGUUUGGAUUUAGAGUGUCAAGUGACGCGUUUUUCUCUUUUUGUCUAUUUCAUCUUUUCUCUUUGUUUCCCUAUGAUGUUGUAA